CUCAGUAAAGCCCACUGUUAGUGAAUGCUUGGGCCAAUGAAAACUGUACUGGCACUACUGUCGAAACUUUCACUUCCAUGGGACGACGUGGCUUGGCAGCAAACCUCCUUCCCUUCCCUUUUUGGUUCUUACCUACUCUCAACUUUUCACUCUUUCCCUUUACUACAUCGCCCUUCUUCAUCCUCAUCUUUCAUCAAUGAUGAAGGCCACACCCACAAUCUCUCGCCUUCUUACCCGAUCAAGCAAUCGCGUCCUUGGUGUCUCUUUGUCCCAACCCGUCUCAUACCCUCUCACCUCACUUCUGCUUCACUCUUCUGCCACUCCAGCCAGAAUCUCGACUGGCCAGACACUUCAGCUCGCUUACCGCAACGGCCUGACUCCCCAUUCAGCCUCUUUCUCGACCUCUAGCCCCUCUCACCAGGAGGCUGCUGCUGUUGCUCCCGCUCCCCAAGUCUCUCCCGCCCCCGUCGCUGACAUGCCGGGUGUUUACGCCGAUAUGGCUGGCCGCCUCGAUGCCCGCCUGCUCAAGGCCCUCGACGCCAUGGGCUAUGCGAACAUGACGCCCGUUCAGGAAAAGGUUCUCAACAUGGGCUCCUUUACCCAGGACUGCCUCGUCCAGGCCAAGACCGGCACCGGCAAGACCAUUGCCUUCCUUCUCCCCGCCCUGCACACGCUCUUGAACGCCAAGGACCUUAACCCUUCCCAGGUCGCCUUGUUGAUCCUGGCUCCCACGCGUGAGCUCGCCCAGCAGAUCGUGGACGAGUGCGAGAAGCUGGUCAGCCAGUGCAAUCCCAGGUUCGAGUGCCAUCUUGCCGUUGGUGGUAGCGCCAAGGCCUCCAGUCUCAGCAAGUUCCUCCGUGGCAAGCCCACCAUCCUUGUGGCCACUCCCGGACGUCUUGAUGACUACCUGUCCGACGAGCGUGUCAGGCAAAAGUUCAACAACCUCCGCUGCUUGGUCCUGGAUGAGGCCGACUGCAUGCUUGAUCAAGGCUUCUUGCCCGCCCUGACCAAAAUCCUCCAAAGCCUGCCUACAAAGCAACAGGCUGGCUGGCAGGGUAUGUGCUUCAGUGCCACGCUCCCUCCCUCGAUCCACAAGGUGCUGCACCACGUUCUUGCUCCUAAGCACGCUCACAUCUCCACUGUCGACGAAAACGAGGCCCCAACCAUCAACAGCGUCCCUCAGUCAUACAUGAAGGUCGACUCAGUUGACGAUGUCCUUCCCACUCUGCACAACCUCCUGUCAGCCGAACGGUUUGACAACCCCAAGCUCAAGGCUGUCGUCUUCUGCUCAACCGCCAGACAGGCCGCUCUCUUGUACACCCUCUUCGGCCACACCGGCGGCGCUUCCCCCGCGAAGCUGCCUGUUUGGCAGAUGCAGUCGCGCAUGAACCAGGCGCAACGCACCAGGACGACCGAGGAGUUCAAGAACACCGAGAGCGGUAUCCUCUUUGCCUCGGACGUGGUCGGACGUGGCUUGGACUUUCCCGACAUCCAUCUUGUCAUCCAGGUUGGAAUUCCCCUUAACAGCGAGCAAUACGUUCACCGUGUCGGAAGAACCGGUCGCGCUGGAAAAGCUGGCCGCGCCGUCUUGAUAGUCACCCCCGAAGACUUUUGGUUUGUGGAGCGCAACCGCCAGUUCCCCAUGGCCCAGUCCAAGCUGGAUCAUCCCAAGGCGGCCGCCGUCGACUCGGCCUCGAUCAUCAGCCAGUCACUGGCCAAGGUUCCCGAUCAGGUCAAGGCCCAGGCCUACGUUGCCUAUCUCGGCUUCGUCAACACCAUGCGCAGCAAGAUGAAGAUCACCCCCGCCCAGAUGGUUCAGGUCGCCAAUCGUUAUGCCUUCUCCCUUGGCUGCGAGGAGCCCCCGGCCAUUGAGGCGUCUACCAUUGGCAAGAUGGGACUCAAGGGUGUUCCUGGCUUGAUCAAGAACACCGGCCCCUCUCUGAGAGGACAGCGGAACGGCGGCAACAGGCCGAACCAAUCUGCACCCCGCGGUGGUGGUCGUGAUGCUGGCCGUGAUGCUGGCCGUGAUGCUGGCCGUGAUGCUGCUCGCGAUGUGGAUGCUUCCUUCUUCGGCAAUGGUUCCAACGGAGGCGCUUCUCGUGGUGGUGGUGGUGGUGGUGGUGGCGGCCGUGGCCGCGGUGGCUUUGGCGGUAGAGGACGUGGUGGCCCUGGCGGUGCCGGUGGCGACAGGAACAGCGGCUUCAAGAAGCCGCGCGACGACUCUGCGCCCCCCGGUUCUUCAGGCGGUUCCCGGAAUAAGAGACCGAGACGCGAGGACAACAGGCGUGAGGCCUUCUGAUUGAUGCCGGACCGCGAGAGAAGCACACGACUGGAGGGAUAGAUCCCUGUUAUUGAUCAUGACAAAGAUACCCAACCUGGCAUUUACGAUACCUUAGUUUUACAAGCACAAACGUUUUGUUUUGUUUCCUUGACGACACCACGAGGACUGAGAUAGACACGGGCAUUUCACAUUAUCACCUAGAGUUUAGAAUUGGUGUUGGAAAAGUUCUAUUCUCUUGUUUGUUAGAUAGACCGGAUAGAGUUAGCAAGGCGUUCAGGCUAGGCCAGGGCACAGUCAUAGACACGAUUUUCAUUUUUUAUUCGAGUUAACCUUUUCAAGCCUC
Molecule: messenger RNA, 2624 nt
Organism: Neurospora tetraspora
Lineage: Eukaryota; Fungi; Ascomycota; Sordariomycetes; Sordariales; Sordariaceae
Product: P-loop containing nucleoside triphosphate hydrolase protein
Exons: 1
Coding region: 197-2299 (700 amino acids)
Cellular component (GO): mitochondrion
Molecular function (GO): ATP binding; nucleic acid binding
Source: RefSeq, a predicted model, not a curated record